AUUUACAUUGGUUCCAUUGCAUUUUUAAAAGGAUUAGAAGAAGUCUACUUAGGUGGCCCAUUUAGUUCGGAAAUGCCAUUUCCACACAUUCCAGAGCUGUUACAAACAUCAACCUAUAACGACUGCAGUGAUUGUGAAAAUUUACACUUUGCAUAUACGCCUGACAAACACUCUUCUUCUCCUCUUGCAAUGCCCAAUCAUUAUCCCGUUAAAAUCAGUUUACCACCGAACCUCAAAACGGUGUCCUUUACUUCUUCCCAAAUGUAUUACCAUAUACAGAACGUUAGGGUGAGCAAUAACAGCAUCACAGAAAUUGAUGUUUCAAGGAAUCUUUUAACGGAAUGGAACGGCAACAUUUCGGGACUUGAAAAGGUUGAAAAAUUAAAUAUUUCAGGAAACAUUGCACAUAAUGUCGGUGUGGGUUUCUUCCCAUCGUUUAAGAAGCUAAUAACCCUUGAUAUUUCACAUAACCAAUUAGGAGGUGUGUUAACAAAGAGUGACAUUUUCCACGGCUUGAGUACACUUCAGACUUUGAACCUUUCACAUAACUUCAUCACGAAAUUGUCACCUAAAGUCUUUAGCGAUCUGUCAUCAUUGACUGAGCUAAAACUGUCAAGGAAUAGCAUUCAAGAACUGCAGUUUAACAUCGCUCAUAUGAAAAACCUCACAGUCCUAGAAUGUUCAAAGAAUCAAGUACAAAAGCUCAACCGCAGGUUUAGGGCGAACCUGGACGAAAUCUCGAAUGAUCACGUAAUUAAGGUGGAUCUAUCCCAAAACCCUAUUCUCUGUACAUGUUCUAACCUUCCUUUUCUAUCCUGGAUGAAAACAUCCAGUAUGAACGGUAGAAUUUCAUUUGGACAUCUUGAAAAGUAUGAAUGUCAUUAUGAAUAUGGUCACAGAGUAAACCUGCAUAAUCUUGAGGAAGUUGUAAGAGAAUUGGAGAUGUCUUGCUAUUCCUAUUCCGGGUUCUUUAUUGGUAGUUCACUAGUUUUAUUUGUUUGUCUCUCUUUCUUAACGUGCUCACUGCUGUAUAGAUUUCGUUGGAAGUUGAGAUAUAUUUACUAUGCAGCAAGACAUAGAUACAGUUCAGAUGAGCCAUCAAACCAUGAAUUCGUUUUCGAUGCCUUUGUUUCCUUCGCAGAAGAAGAUCGCGACUUUGUUGUUAAUGAGCUUCUUGUGAUGCUAGAGAACGAGUCACACAUGAGACUGAACUUCCAUCAGCGGGACUUCACCCCUGGUCGUCCUAUAGCUCAUAACGUCAUCAAAGCUGUCAAAACUAGUAAAAGAACACUGGUUAUCCUGUCCAGUCAUUUCUUAAAGAGCUCCUGGUGUGUCCACGAGCUUCAGAUGGCUCACAUGGAGAGUGUGUCUACUGGCAGGGACGUGCUGCUGAUUAUUAUGAUGGAACACAUUCCAACCAACCAAAUCCCAGUGGAAAUAUUGUAUCAUAUACAGUCGGAUUCCUACAUUGAGUACCCACUGGAAGGGGAGAGGGACGUGUUCUGGAGGCGUCUCAUUGCUUCCCUCAAGGAAUAAUGGACCCGAUAGGAACUGUUUGCAGUGUUUAUAUGUUGUGGAUUGAUAUGGCAGACACAGAAGUGGAUAUUCUCGUAUGUCCUCAAAUGCAUCGGGAGUUAACAAACACACGUGCACAGGGAACAGCUAUGUUCUAUUUAUACAAUAUUGUAUUUAUGCAUUAUGUGGUGCUGUGCACAUACGAUAUGUUCGUAAAUCUAUUCCGAAUGAUUAAAUGUUUGUAUAAAGAUGUACCCUCUGUACAUUAUGAAAUACAUUAAUUUGUAGUUAAAAUGGAAGAUAUUGAUGUGAUGUUCAUGUAUAAACACAUGUGAUUUUUGCAGGUUCAGUUAAUGGAAUUACACAGUACAUGAAUAAUUAUGCAUGUAUGCAAGUAUUGGAUCACGUGUAAGUUAAUGUUGGCUUUGAAUUGACUACACGAUUCACUUAUGAACAGGUGUUCACAAGGCAGAUUGGUCUGAGCCUGUAAAUAAUCAAGUAUGAUUAUUAAAACAACGGACUGAAAUCAUGGGUCCCGCCCUGACGUUCAGCCAAGUCAGGGAGUGAGUGAGUGAGGUUUACCGCCGCCGUGAACAGUAUUCCCAUUAUAUCCUGGUGUGUCAAUAAUGCGGGAAGGGGCGCAGGUAUCAGAUUGACGUUUACCAGUCUGAGAUUUAAACCCACAAAGAUGUUCCGGGAGGGCCGAUGGGACACAACUCUGCAUAACGCCUCAGGCGACUAUACCAUGCGUGAUCCAACCAAGUCAAGAAGUCUACCAUUCUAUUUAUUUUAGUCGCCACUUACGACAGGCAAUAUGGAGGUGGUGUUUUUUGUGCCUAUAUCAUGUACAGUUUUAUUUAUUGUGCAUAUUAUGAUUCAACAGCUUUGAUUGAUGUUUGACAUUUUAAGAGGCUGUACAUACCCUGUUUAUUGUAACCGUUUCAUAUAUCGUGAUAUGUAUUUUUUUCUGAAGUAAACUAGAGACGCAUAUAUGUUUUGUAGAAACCUAAUGGUUAUUCGAUGGUGAUGCAUUUCAUACAGGCAUCACAGUGCCGUGGGGUAGCCUAGUGGUUAAAGCGUUCGAUCGUCACGCCAAAGACCCGGGUUCGAUUCCCCACAUGGGUAUAUUGUGUGAAAUCCAUUUUUGGUGUCCCCCGCUGUGAUGUUGCUGGAAUAAUGCUAAGUGUGGCGUUACAACAUAUUCAGUCCCUCAUUCACUGGAAAUAAGACAAGUAUAACUUUCAUAAGUAUCUCAAGAUUGAGUUGUCUGACAAAUUGCUCGGACCACAUCUCUUUUCAUAUGUACAUGUUCUUUUGCCUGCCUGUUUAUAUUACUGCACUUACGUUGUCUAGUGUAUUAUUAUUAGAUGUCAUUUGAAUUAUUAUUUGAAAAUAGAUGCCAGUUGUUUACGAGUCAAUAAAAUGUCACAAGCCACCUA
Molecule: messenger RNA, 2954 nt
Organism: Haliotis rubra (blacklip abalone)
Lineage: Eukaryota; Metazoa; Mollusca; Gastropoda; Lepetellida; Haliotidae
Product: toll-like receptor 4
Exons: 1
Coding region: 73-1536 (487 amino acids)
Biological process (GO): toll-like receptor signaling pathway; immune response
Cellular component (GO): membrane
Molecular function (GO): protein binding; transmembrane signaling receptor activity
Source: RefSeq, a predicted model, not a curated record